Molecule: messenger RNA, 1146 nt
Organism: Saccharomyces paradoxus
Lineage: Eukaryota; Fungi; Ascomycota; Saccharomycetes; Saccharomycetales; Saccharomycetaceae
Gene: MRL1
Product: Mrl1p
Exons: 1
Coding region: 1-1146 (381 amino acids)
Biological process (GO): vacuolar transport
Source: RefSeq, a predicted model, not a curated record
AUGUUGAAACGAUCAUCUUUAAUAUAUCUAUCGUGUGUCUUGAUAAUUACCAUACCAAUACUUUUGCAUAUAUACAAUGUUCCAGGACUGCCUCACGAAACCAAUGAACAUAGAGCUUCUCGAAAGCAAAAAAGAGCGUUAGCCAGUCCGGAUAAACCCAAAGGCGGGAACGAUGAAGAGCUAUUCUGUGCGGUAACCAACCCAGUCACUGGAUCAUACAUAGAUCUAUCACAACUAUCUUCUACUCCAAAUAAAUUAAGGGAGGGCCAAAAACAGAAUUCUGGCACUAACAAACAUGAAUCCUCCAAGACAAAGUGGUCAGUGAGAGGUUGGGGUUACGAUACCAACUUCACCUUAGGUAUUUGCUCUAGCCCUGUUGGCGAAGCUGAGUCUCAACAACUGUCCAAUCUAACGGGUGCUUUCUACGUAGACCAGCUGAACGAGAAUAGUUUAGUAUCGAUUGGCGACUUCAGUACAGAACCUGCAUUAGUCGGCAGCCCCACUGCCAAGAAGCUAACCCUCAAAUACGAAAAUGGCUCCAUGUGCCCGAACGGAAAGGACAAGAAAGCAACUUUAUUGAAUUUUGUCUGCGAUAAAGAAAUUCAGUCCAAGGCCCAGAUAUCGUACAUCGGCAACUUACACAAUUGCUCGUAUUUCUUCGAAGUCCGCAGCAUUUAUGCGUGUCCCACCUCAAACAAAAAGAACGAGGUUAAUGUUUUGGGUAUAUUUAUCGGCAUAUUCGCCAUAUUCUUCUUAGUCGAAUUCGCGGGGAGAAGAUGGAUCUAUGCUAAACUAAAUAGACACUUGAAAAAUGAUGACGAGUUAAAUGACAUAUCGCCAGCUUUAAAUGAGCAACCACACUGGGAUCUCAUAGAGGACGGCUCUCACUGGAGUAAAUUCUUCAACGGAAUAGCCAAGACGACAAGAAGGUUCACCAAAUCGUUAAUGAGGUCUUUAGUCAGGGGCAGGAGCAACCGCCAAGGCGGUAUAAGACUACGGUCAUCUCCAUCCGCCUCUUCUUCUAGUCUCGCCAACAGAGAGUUCUUCAGAGACAUGGAGGCUCAAAACGAAAUUAUAGACAGCCUGGACAUUAAUAGCCACACAACGGAAAGUGACCACCCAACUUUAGCAGAACACAGCGUAUAA